CGGCCUGGCCAGCCCUCCAUGUCUCACAGACUGGAGUGUGCAGUCCACGCUUUGUAAAGAAAAUCCGGGGGAGGGGGGGUUGAGGGGGUUGCAACUGCCGAGGAUACGAGGCCGUGUUGUUGUUCUCGUUUUUAAAGAUGGCCCAGAACACAUCAACCACUUGAUCACUCUACCUACUAGUUAGCUAAAAUCUCAGCCUCUCAAACCCAAGAAAGAAUCCAUCAUAGUACCUAUCUCGCAAACAAAAGAAAACAGAGAAAAACAGACACAAUGAAGAACAUCGCCGCCCUCGUCGCCACCGUAGCCCUCGCCGCCCAGAGCGCCUCCGCGCACUACAUCUUCCAGGCCCUGUCCAAGGGCAGUGGGAAGGGCGUGGUCUACGAGUACGUCCGGCGAAACAGCAACUACAACUCUCCCGUCACCGACCUAUCCUCCCCCGACCUCCGCUGCAACGUCGGCGGCGCCACCGGCGGCAACACGAGCACCCUGGACCUCGCCGCCGGCGACGCCUUCACCUUCACCCUCGACACGGCCGUGUACCACCAGGGGCCCAUCUCGCUGUACAUGUCGAAGGCGCCGGGGAGCGCCGGCGAGUACGACGGCAGCGGCGACUGGUUCAAGAUCAACGACUGGGCGCCCAUCUUCAACGGGGGGCAGGCUAGCUGGACCAUGAAGGACACCUACACCUUCAACAUCCCCUCCUGCAUCCCCAGCGGCGAGUACCUCCUGCGGAUCCAGUCCCUCGCGCUGCACAACCCCGGCGGCGUCCCGCAGUUCUACAUCGGCUGCGGCCAGAUCAACCUCACCGGCGGCGGCAGCGCCUCCCCCUCGCCCACCGCCAAGAUCCCCGGCGCCUUCAAGGCCACUGAUCCUGGGUACACCGCCAACAUCUACAACAACUUCAACUCGUACAUCGUGCCCGGCCCGUCCGUGUUUAAAUGCUAACCGCCCAACCCAACCCAACCCAAUCAACAAUCUCAUGCCAGCUUUGGAAUUUCUCCGGGGGGGCUGUGAUGGUUGGUGUAUCGAAAAAUUUUUUUU
Molecule: messenger RNA, 1041 nt
Organism: Hypoxylon fragiforme
Lineage: Eukaryota; Fungi; Ascomycota; Sordariomycetes; Xylariales; Hypoxylaceae
Product: glycoside hydrolase family 61 protein
Exons: 4
Coding region: 271-945 (224 amino acids)
Source: RefSeq, a predicted model, not a curated record